This is a messenger RNA of Etheostoma cragini (Arkansas darter), 2894 nucleotides long. It is a transcript of the gene zmiz2, whose product is annotated as zinc finger, MIZ-type containing 2. The transcript has 19 exons. NCBI's taxonomy places the organism in Eukaryota, Metazoa, Chordata, Actinopteri, Perciformes, Percidae. Gene Ontology annotation, biological process: protein sumoylation; regulation of transcription by RNA polymerase II. Gene Ontology annotation, molecular function: zinc ion binding; SUMO ligase activity. Bases 302 to 2857 code for a protein of 851 amino acids. The record is from RefSeq and is a predicted model, not a curated record.
UUUGUAGUGUACUUGCUCCCCAAAACAGCCGAGGGUGGGACAAGUAAAAGAAAAAGAUAUUAUUAAUACGCUCGACAACACGGUAAUCAAGCAGCCUUGUCUUGUCUUGUUAGCCGUUGGACUGCGACACUAGCUAGCCGUUGAGCUAACCGUUGAGCUAACCGUUGAGCUAGCCGUUGAGCUAACCGUUGAGCUAACCGUCUACAAUCAAGCGACUCUUCAUCGUCUGGCAGCCGGAGCAGGAUAAAGGGCUGCAUCUUAAGGACAGUGGGGGCUCUCUGAUGAUCCCCCCGUUCAUCCGAUGAACCACCUCAACUCCAUGAAACCUUCCCUGCCUCCCAAUCCACAAAGCAGCGACGGGCCCUUCCUGAAUGACCCAGUCUCCUGGCAACCAGGCACCAAUCAGCACCCAGGAUCUCUCUCCGUAGUAACCACAGUGUGGGGCGUGACCAAUCCCACACACAGUCAGGUGUUUGGGUCACCCAUGGGUCCUGGUGAGGGCUCUGGUGGCCACAUGAUGCCUGGCGGCAGCCCCGGUAUGGGUCCUGGCAUGGGCUCCCAGUACAUGGGCCAGCAGUCGUACGGGGACGCCGUCUCCAAGGGCUACGGCCAGCCCGUCAUGUACGGGCGUCCCAGUGCUGCUUACAACCAGUCCUCAGGCUACGGUGGAAGUUACUCUGGUAACAGUGGAGGUGCCGGUCUGGGCGUUCGUCCUCCCUCAGACUUCACUCAGGCUGCAGCCGCUGCCGUCGCCGCCGCCGCCGCCACAGCAACCGCCACUGCUACGGCAACCGUUGCAGCAAUACAGGAGAAGCAGAACCAGGAGAUGAACUAUGGCCAGAUGGGUGGAGCAUCCUCUUACAGCACCCAGUUCCUGUCUCACGCGGGCCACCGCGCCCCUCCGGGGAUGGUCUCUUCCAGGCCGGGACCUCCACCUCCCGGCGGAGGCCUGUAUCCUUCUCACCCUGCCCAGGCUCAGAAGAUGCCCCAGCACGGGGGCUAUCCUGGGCAGCAGCAGGGGCUCAAACGGCCGUUCCAUUCAGAGGGUUUCCCGGUGCAGCAGUACGGCUCAGGAGGGAUGUCGGGGUACCCUACCCAGCCUCUGCAGUACCCCACUGGUCCACAGCAGCGAUGCCCCCCCUCACCCUCUUACCCCUCCAGUCGGAUGCCUCUCAUGGGGCAGUACACUUCUGGAUCGCACAACCCGGGGCAGUUCCCCCCUGGAGCCGGCCAGCCCAAUCCUCCACAGUAUUAUAAGUCAGAGCCGUUCAACGGUCAGGGCAGUCUGCCACCUGGAGGAGCCGGAGGGUACAACGCCUUCACGCAGGCUGCAGUCAACGGGCCAGGCCGGGGUGGAGUGAUGCCCGGAUAUCCCAGCUCCCCAAUGGGAGGGAAUCCCACGCCUCCGAUGACACCCGGGACCUCCAUACCUCCCUACAUGUCGCCGGGCCAGGACACGAAACCCCCGUACCUCCCUCCGGACACCAAACCCAACAUCAACACCCAGCAGGUCUCUACAGGUGACCCGAGUGACGACCUGCGCCUGACGUUCCCGGUGCGAGACGGCGUGGUGUUGGAGCCGUUCAGACUGGAGCACAACCUGGCCGUCAGCAACCACGCCUUCCAGCUGAGAGACUCCGUCUACAAAACGCUCAUGUUGAGGCCGGAUCUGGAGUUGCAGUUUAAGUGUUACCACCACGAGGACCGACAGAUGAACACCAACUGGCCCGCCUCUGUUCAAGUGAGUGUCAAUGCAACUCCUUUGUGCAUUGAAAGAGGGGACAACAAAACCUCCCACAAGCCCUUGUACCUAAAGCCAGUGUGUCAACCGGGACGUAACACCGUACAGAUCACAGUAACCGCCUGCUGUUGUGUAAGUAGCCUUUUAAAGAGAAACUUCAGUAACGGCACCAUCCCUGGGACCCCGGGCCUGAACGGAGAGGACGGCGUGGAGCAGACGGCGAUCAAAGUUUCCCUUAAAUGUCCCAUCACGUUCAGACGAAUCCAGCUGCCGGCCAGAGGACACGACUGCAGACACAUACAGUGUUUCGACCUGGAGUCCUAUUUGCAGCUCAACUGUGAAAGAGGGACCUGGAGAUGUCCCGUGUGCAAUAAAACCGCUUUGCUAGAAGGGCUGGAGGUGGACCAGUACAUGCUGGGGAUCCUCGUCUACAUCCACAAUUCUGACUAUGAGGAGAUCACCAUCGACCCGGUUUGUGGUUGGAGGCCGGUGCCCGUCAAACCCGACCUGCACAUAAAGGAGGAGCCGGACGGUCCGGUCCUGAAACGCUGCCGAACAGUCAGCCCGAGUCACAUGGUCCUACCUAACGUGAUGGAGAUGAUCGCCGCUCUGGGCCCGGCGUCGUCCCCCUACCACAGUCUGACUGCAGGUGGCCGGAACACGCCCGACUACAACAGGCCAGGGAGCCAGGGAUUCUCCAGCCAGGGGGGAUUCACGGACUUCCCCAACACUCCUGGCACCCCGACACUCGGAGAGUACGCCUCCUCUGGACCUCCGCUCCCCUAUCAGUCCGAGCAGACGUCUCAUUCUGGGCGGAUGGAUCACGGCCACAACAUCCUCCAGCAGCACAGUUCAGGCGUCCACGGCAAUCCAAGUCUCGGCGAAGCCGGCAGCCCGCUGCCGCAGCGGAACAUCACUUCCCAGAAUUCCCGGCUGCAGAGCGAAGGCUCCUUCGGUCUGGGAGGCCCCGGAGCGCCCGGGGGAGAAGGGCCCGAUCACGCACUAGAUCUUCUUCCUGAGCUGACCAACCCGGACGAGCUGCUGUCCUACCUUGGCCCCCCCGACCUGCCCAACAACAGCAGCGAUGACCUGCUGUCCCUGUUCGAGAACAACUGACCGCCUUCAUGUUGUCCCACCCGUCGUCCUCCAGCCU